Molecule: messenger RNA, 327 nt
Organism: Lactuca virosa
Lineage: Eukaryota; Viridiplantae; Streptophyta; Magnoliopsida; Asterales; Asteraceae
Source: the annotation of a GenBank genome assembly
AUGGAGUCUGAAGCAUACGAGUCUGUAGGUAAUGUGACCCAUAUAGAAAAAGAAGAGCAUGUUGCGUCACCACCACCUAUCUCUUACUACUUGGGCUCAGGGAUACAUCGUAACCGGAAAAACGCACAAAAGACCAUUCCCACAUGUGGAGGCGUUAAGAAGAACCAUAGGACUCAACAUCUCUGUUUCCACAGGUUCGCGGACAACUUUCGCCUGUACCACACUGUCCCUGCUGAGCCAACACGAAACUCGAUGCCUGAAGCCUCCCGUGAAACACAGAAGACAAGGGUCGAUGAUCCCUCCUGUAUUGCGGAUGUAGUGAACUAA